This is a messenger RNA of Hypomesus transpacificus, 2824 nucleotides long. RefSeq names its product protein kinase-like domain containing (gene pkdc). The transcript has 2 exons. Bases 111 to 1073 code for a protein of 320 amino acids. The record is from RefSeq and is a predicted model, not a curated record. Lineage: Eukaryota; Metazoa; Chordata; Actinopteri; Osmeriformes; Osmeridae.
CAGUAACGGUAAUUUAGCCUUCUGCCCAGAGAAAUUCUGUUCCUGACAUCCGUGAUAAAUCGUAAAUCAGCAAGCUAACACAGCUUGGUGUAAAGCAAGGAAACUCCGUAAUGAAACAAGAGUACCAGGACCUCAUUCUGCAGGCGUGUGGAGCCAAGACUUUGCGUGUAGGAGAGAAAAUCCAGACUCUGUGGAGUGGUUAUGGUGAGAUUGUGAGAGUCCACUUAGAAGGAUGUGGCCGACCCUCUGUCAUAGUAAAACAUGUCAAGUUUCCCAAGGAGGCGGAUCACCCUGGUGGCUGGAACACAAAUCGCUCUCACCAACGCAAGGUGAAAUCCUAUCAAGUGGAGACUCACUGGUAUCAGAAUUACUCCACCAAUGAGAGGUGUCGUACCCCUGUCUGUCUAGCUGCCCGGUCCUAUGGAGAUGAACAGCUGAUAGUCCUCGAGGACCUAGAUGAAGCUGGAUUCGACCAGAGAAGGACCAGUGUAAAUGAAGCAGAGGUAAGGGCCUGUCUCAGUUGGCUUGCCCACUUCCAUGCUCUGUUCUUGGGGGUGGUGCCCGCUGGGCUGUGGCCAGUCGGCACAUACUGGCACCUGGAGACCCGGCCAGACGAGCUGGAGGCCAUGAGUGACCUGCAACUCAAAGCAGCCGCCGGCGAUAUUAACAGGAUUCUCAACGGAUGCCGAUUCAAGACCAUUGUGCAUGGGGAUGCCAAACUAGCCAACUUCUGUUUUUCUGGGAGUGGAGUGAGUGUGGCUGCUGUGGACUUCCAGUAUGUGGGUGGGGGAUGUGGGAUGAAGGAUGUGGUCUACUGCUUAGGAAGCUGCAUGGAGGAGAAAGCCUGUGAAAAGAGGGUUCCUGGGUUGUUGGACUAUUACUUCUCAGAGUUACGGUCGUCUGUGGACAAGCAGGUCGACUUUGCUGCCCUGGAAGCUGAGUGGAGAGACAUGUUUUCUUUCGCCUGGACAGACUUCCACCGGUUCCUACUGGGGUGGAUGCCUGGACACUGGAAGAUAAACUGCUACAGCAAGCAGUUGACCAAAGAGGUCCUGAGAAAACUGAAACUGUGAUGCAUUCCGUGUUCUUCAUUUUGGCUCAUUUGGUUACUUGCUGCUGAUGGGACAGCUGUGGAUAGAAGAGUACCUGGAAAUUGGAUUUUAAUCUAUUUAUAUUUUUGAGGUGUGUCUUAUUUCUAAUAAUAUAGUCAGUGUUAGUUAAGGUGGUAGGGUGGGGUUUGCUGUCAGACCGGGGGGAGGGGGGCUAGUUUGUGUGAUAGACUUAUGCGUUUUGCAGAGAAGGGAGACUGGCGUUGGUCACGGUUUGGAAUGAAACAGGACAGAGUAACACUGAUAUCGCUGUAAUUUUUUUUUUAAACAUAGUGACAAUGUAGGCGGAAGGUGGGUGUUGCUUAGGUGGCCGCCUUAGCUGCAAAGUCCUGCGGGAAACCCUGACGGUAACUUAGUAUCCAAAUCAAUCCUUACACCAAUACCUCAGUUCUUAAAGUUGUCUUAUUCUUUAUGAUUUAAAAUAAAAGGAUACUUCAAUUUUAGGGAUAACGGUCAUCAGUAGGAUAUUUGUAUUUUCUCAAAGUAUCUCUUUCUCCUGAAGCAGAUCUCUUCACUGAUUGACCACACAAAUCCUUUUCAGUCAGGACCACUGAGUCUGGACAUGUGACCCUCCUCUGGAUCAUCCUGAUAGCAGUGGGGUUGUUGGGGUCCUCACACAGGAUGGACUCCCAGAGAUCAGCAGCUUUGUUGGGCUCAGAGGGCUGCAGGACAGGGGUUCUGUCCUGGUAGGUGGCUGGAGCUCUGGUGUGGCUGUUCCUGUCAGAGACCAGAGACUUGACCCUUUGACAACUGGCAUCAUACUGUAAAAUUCUAAAUAAAUUCUCACAUAAAAAAAGGUAAUUUGAUGUUUUUGUAAUUCACAUGCUUUUCUGAAACAUGCUAAGGGUUUCUGAAACAGGAAAAUAACGUAGGACCCUCAUCUGUGAUAUGUAAACAUUUGUUUUGUGCAGUUAAGGAGUAGCUAAUUGUUUUGACCUGUAAUUGAAUGGUGUUUGUGGUUGUAUUUAGAUUACAGUAUACAGUUACAUUGACAUUAUAUUUUUUUUUAUUGAUAAUUGUAUCAUAUAUAGAGAGUUUUCCAUUCACCUUUUCCAUUUUCUGAGAAAAUAAAAAGCUAUAAAAUGUCCAAGGGAAUGUUUGGAUGUCCUCAGAGUAUUCCUUUUUGUCUCCAAAAUAGAUAUUAUUUGUUUGUAGCUUGCUGUGUGGGUUGGAAUGUUAGAACUAAAUCUCAUAAUACAGCAUGCUCCAAAAUUAUGUGUGUCAUAAUACGUCUGAGAAUUGUUUGUGGCACUCAAACAGCUUAAUACAUUUCCCACAGUAGUAGCUGAAAUCCUAUAAGAUAUUUAUCAUUGCAACCUAUUUUACUUUGAACUGCAGCUUAUGUCAGAUAAUUUUUCAAAUACGUUUCAGAGGACAAAUCUAUAUGGAAAAGGUGACGUAGCUAAUGUAAUGAAACUACAAAGUUUGGAGCAAAACAUGCAAUAUUUUGGACUUGGCACCUGCACACACUGCCAAAGGUACCAGUACCUGGUUUAAGGACCAUGGUAUCCCUGUACUUGAUUGGCCAGCAAAUUCGCCAGACCUAAACCCCAUAGAGAAUCUAGGGGAUAUUGUGAAGAGGAAGAUGCGAGACACCAGACCCGCCAAUGCAGAAGAGCUGAAGGCCGCUAUCAGAGUAACCUGGGCUCCUCAGCAGUGCCACAGACUGGUCGCCUCCAUGCCACGCUGCAUUGCUGCAGUAAUUCAUGGAAAAG